AUGGUGAUAAAUUAUCCCUAUGCUAACUUGCCGGCGCUCGGUGUCAUUCUCCUCGCCGUGACUUACUCGGCCGCCGUGGACCCAGUCGACCUCGCCGCCCUCCUCCAGAUCAGGAACUCCCUCACUGAGAUCCCCUCCGCCGCCCGCUUCUUCUCCACCUGGAACUUCUCCUCCGCCGCCGCCGACCCCUGCACUUCCUUCGCCGGCGUCACCUGCUCUCCCACCACCGGCCGCGUCUCCGUCCUCUCUCUCGGUACCGGCCUCUCCGGCUCCCCCGGCCUCGCGGGCACCCUCUCCCCCGCCGUCGCCCGCCUCUCCGGCCUCACCCAGCUCAUCCUCUUCGCCGGAAUCGUCACCGGCCCCAUCCCCACCCAGCUCGCCUCCCUCCGCGGCCUCCGGGUCGUCUCCCUCACCGGAAACCGCCUCACCGGCGAGAUCCCGGCCGGGAUCUUCCAACUCCCCAGCCUCCACACCCUUGACCUCAGCAGUAACCAGCUCUCCGGCGGCGUCCCGCCGUCGAUCCCCGCCGCGAGCAGCCUCAAGGUCCUCGUCCUCGCCUCCAACAUGCUCUCCGGCCAGAUCCCCCACCUCCUCCCCGACCAGCUCCUCCACCUCGACCUCAGCGUAAACGCCUUCUCCGGCGACCUCCCGCCGCGGCUCCCAGUUGCUCUCCGGUACAUCUCCCUUUCUAGAAACCGCCUCCGCGGUCCAAUCGACUGCCUGGACUCCCUCCCGGAGCUCGCCUACGUGGACCUCAGCGCGAACGAGUUCAGUGGGCCCGUCCCAGAGUCCCUCUUCCGGCCCGGCGUUUCCUCAAUUUUUCUCCAGAGGAACAACCUCACGGGGCGCGUGCCGCAAUCGCCGCCGUGGCCGUGCUCGACGGUGGACCUCAGCCACAAUUUCCUGUCGGGGGAGGUGAGCACCGCCUUGACGGGGGCGGAGGCGGUGUUCCUGAACAACAACAGGCUAAACGGCGUCGUUCCCAACGAGUACGCAGAGAGCGUGAUGAAAGGGGAAAUGAGGACGCUGUACCUGCAGCACAACUACUUGACGGGGUUUCCGAUGGACGUGGGGUCCACGCUGCCGGACGCGGCGGCGGUGUGCGCCGCGUACAACUGUAUGGCGGCGCCGCCGCUGGGGCUGACGGCCUGCCCGGCGAGCACCGGGGAGCAGCUGUCGAGGCCGGCGUACCAGUGCUCCGCGUUUCAUUAG
This is a messenger RNA of Striga asiatica, 1212 nucleotides long. NCBI's taxonomy places the organism in Eukaryota, Viridiplantae, Streptophyta, Magnoliopsida, Lamiales, Orobanchaceae. The record is from the annotation of a GenBank genome assembly.